GUCAGCUUCACGUCUACGCAUUGCCGCUAUGUCACGUAUAGUCAGUAACUUUCAUUUAUUCGACACCACCUGAAGGCAGCACAGCGUUGCUGUACUUUACUGAGUUCAAGAAGAAGGUAGAUUCUAGCAAAAGUUUGUUUGGGCAGUAAGGCUUGAGGUUUAAGGCGUGUGUUUCAGUUUGUUUACUUGUUUAGAGUACAGGGGCAUAAUGUAAGGACUCUUUUGGCAAUGUAACAAGAAAACCUCCAACUUAAAUCUGGGAGGCUGUGAGCCAGUGGAGCACAGAUUGCAUGGAUACAGAUGAGGCAUGAUGCUAGCAGGCUAACUAGCUGCUAAGGACAUGGUGAGCCGUGACAUUAUCUUUUGCCUCGACUGAAGAGUAACAGGAAGCUGACCUACAUGGAAGGCAACGGAGAGAUCAGUGACACUGACAGUGGCAUCAUCCUUCAUUCAGGUUCUGACAGCCCAACGACGCAUACAAAGGAUGUGACCACCCACACGCGGGCCAUGAAGCUCAAACACCAGGCUCUCCAAGACCGGCUGGAGAUCUGCAUCCUGGAGCUAAAGAAACUCUGCAUCCGUGAAGCUGAGUUGACUGGACGGCUGUCAGAUGAUUACCCUGUACUGCCAGGAGAGAAGCCUCCGCAGAUUCGCAGACGCAUCGGAGCUGCUUAUAAGCUGGAUGCACAAAGCAUCCCUCGAGGGGCAGAGAGUUUAGUGGAUGCUGACUUGGCGCUUCAGAUGAAAAUAUAUGAGGCAGCUCGCAAGCUCUGUGAGGAGGAUCACCUAAACAAGGCUGUUAAAAAGAGCCGUUUACAGCAGUGCAAGAGGGAGGAGAAGAAACUCAAACAGCUACAGGAGACGGCCUUUCAGCUGCGACUGGAGCGUGGCAGAUCAUCACCACUCCCUGCUUUUAAUAUUACACAACCAGAUCUCGGAGCAUCUGAUGACAGCUCUCUGUCUGACUCUUUAGUGCAAGAUGAAGAAGUGACAAGCCAGCCAUCACAGCCAUCUUCAAGACUCCCCUAUCCAGGAGAGACAGAUCCUCCCCCAGAGUCUUCUCAGUCCUCUGCAGUCAGCUCCUAUGCGUCACCAUCUGUGGCUCCCCAGCACUUGCUGCUGACCCCGAAUCACACUCCCCAUCCACGCCUUGACUAUUCACCAAGUUUAACCUCAAGCCCUGUGUAUGACCCUCCUCCCAUCCAACAUUCCCCAUGGACAGAAUCUAGUCUUGACCAACCUUACCAGAAGAGCAAGAAGUCACACUCCUCAAGCAAGACAAGCAGUCCAGCCAAAACUGAAUUGUUGCCACCGUUGGAGGCUUGCUUAGUACAGUCUGCUCUGCAGCUGCAACUUUCCCAUCUGAAGCUGAGCCGCACCCAGUCGAACAGCACGCCCUCCACACCAGAGAUGCGUGUGCACAGACAGCUCUCCCUCAGAUUGUCUGGCCCUGAAGCUUCAUUUGAAAAGGACCGCGGUCGCACCAGAGGUCCAAGGAGACGACUGACAGAAUAUGGAAUAACUUUACCAGAGACUUCCUCCCCUGCAGUGAACUAUGGAAGCCAUUGUGGCUCAGAGGAUAGCAACUCCGAACACUCGUUUACAUCUUACAACAGCCCCCCGUGUCAGGAGUUGCCCUGUGAUAUGUCCAAAAAAUAUCAGUCUGCAUUCUCACACUCUAGCCCAGUUGGCAUCAGUGGACCUCAAGCCUACUCACACCCUGGCUUUUACCAUAAUCCCAGACACCAAUACAACCCCACUAUUCACAAAGCCUAUUACAAUGAAGAAAUGGUCUACCCGACUGAUCUGGACAUGGCACAUAGCUAUUAUGCCCAGCGGGCUCCCAGUCCUUCCAACAGAUAUGACCACUGGUAUAAAGACGCUGCUGUACCUCACCAGAGAGCACAGAGGCUUCUGCCUCCUGAUAUCAGACUAUCCCCCUCCCCAGCUGAAUGGGACCACCCACAAUACCAUUCCAGUGGUCACCCACGACAAAUGGUGAAUGAACAUCUGAAGUCAUGGCACAGGCGCAGUCAGCUGAAGUCCCCCAGGUCUCAUUCUCUUGACAGACAAGGAGCAGUCAGAGUGAAAAACAUGUCAUUUCGGGAGUCGCCCUGCUACCAAAAUCAAAAAUACUAUGAACAGGUUAUCCAAAGAAGAGCUGUCCAGAGAGCUGCAGAUGACGCUCACUGGGUUGGAGAUGAUGGUACCCACUUUGUAAGCCAAUUGUAAAGAGAUGAGAAACCAAGCUGAACAUGUUCACUCAAAGGUUGCAGCUGGAUUAAUCUCCACUAAGCCAAAGCAACAUAGAAAGUCAAGACGUAAACUGUUUAUACCCUUAAAGAAUACAUUUUUAUGAAAGCUCAUUGUCCUGUUUACCUUGCUGCUUGUAUGUAGGCAUACAGAGGGAGGAUGAAAUGCAACUCAGUACAACAACAAUGCAAACCACAUCCUCCAGAGUUAUUAUAAAGUAGAAUCAGCACCUCUCUGACACAGUCUGGGUAAAGCUGAGUGCAGAGCAGUUGUACUGGGUUUGAAGUACACCUGUAAAGUGUGCCUGUUGUUUUCAUCCUCUCUCUGUAUGUUGUUUUGUACUAAAUUACAAAUUAAACAUUGAACUGAAUGUUAAAUAUUAUAACUUGAAAAACCAUUGUUACCGUUUUAAUCUCUGACUGUUAUGUGCAUUUGAAUUGACUGAUACCAAACUGGCAAUUUAUUUUCCCCAACAAACAGACAUUAUCAUUGCCGCAGAGUUUUAUUUUCAUAUUUAAAUCACUCGCAAAUGAAAUGGCAGCAAACUGGUUGGUGGUAGCAGAAUCUCUUACACAGAAAUGGCCACUAAAUUUUAAUUAAAUUAGAAUUGUGAAUUCUGUAAAAAAAAAAAAACUUUAAAAAAACUAAUGUAACUAACAUUUAGGCCAUUUUUGAAACAGAAGUUUAAUUAUGAUUUAUUUCAUACACUUUUUAAAAUGUAAAGCCAUCAGCUAAACUGCUUUAGAUACUUAACUUGACCAUAUCACGUAGUGCUGCAUUAGAUGUUGCUGCUGUAUCUGCCAGAAACACAUUGUCAAAUAAUGUUGUACUGCAAAAUAAAUCUGUGGGUUUCUGUGCUCCUUUUCAACUAGCUGUAUGAAGUAAAUGGAUCCAUUGUAAAAUUAUGUAGAUGAACAACGUAACCUUUUUAGGUACAUUUUGUUUGUAAUGUUACCUUUAUUGAGUCGCCAUGUUAAUUAACUUGAGCUGCUUACAAGUCCCAGGUUCGAACUGUUUUUAGAGUCAAAUGUGCCUUGUUUUUAUACUUUCAUGUGUCUGUGGCUCUGCCAGUUAACUUGAAUUACUAACUGACCUAACCACAUGUUGAAACUAGACAUUAACUUACUCACAUGAGAUACAGGUAGCAAUUUAAGAUAAAAGCAGAGUUUUGAUGCUUGGCAGCUAUUAACUUGUCAAAGUGAAAUUUAAAUGAGCUUUAAUAGUAUUUUUUGCAGCGUCUGAUAAAGUGUUUGAGAUGGUAGCUCACUAGACUUUUGUUAGCACCAAUACAAAUUUAACUCACAGGUUAACACUAUUGAACUGUAUUCAAAACACUGCCACCUGCUUGAUCCUGCCACUAGCAUAUGCUUGUCUCAAAGAUUGUACUUUAAUAAACAAGCAGAAACCCAUGUCUUUGAACCACUUGACUGUAGAUCAUUCGAGAGUGAGAGUUAGUUUCUACAAAUUUAAGUGCAACUACACACUUCCUGGUAAUCUAUUUAUGUGUUAUUUAUCGUGAUUUGCACCAUUGGACCCAUGGAAAUGUCAAACUUGAAGUAAAAGAAAACUUGGACCUGAGUUUGCAAAAUCGUAUUAUGAAAACAAAACGGACCGCAAUCAUGUUGUGCGCCUCUUUUUAUUUAUCAGUUACAGUACUUUAAGUGGACCUAAUAAUGUUGUAUCUGGCUGUCAAAAAAUCUGUGAAAAUGUUUUUCCUG
Molecule: messenger RNA, 3971 nt
Organism: Monopterus albus (swamp eel)
Lineage: Eukaryota; Metazoa; Chordata; Actinopteri; Synbranchiformes; Synbranchidae
Gene: inavab
Product: innate immunity activator b
Exons: 10
Coding region: 400-2232 (610 amino acids)
Biological process (GO): adherens junction maintenance; positive regulation of protein ubiquitination
Source: RefSeq, a predicted model, not a curated record